UAUCGUUCACUUCGAAAAAUGCUUAAAAGUGAUUUAUUAAUCCCCUGUUUGCUUUUUGUUCUGUAUUAUAGAAUGCUCUUUGACUGCGCCAAGGAACCUAAGUAGUUUUUAAGUUAGUGAAAUUAUAUUCAUUACACUGAUAUCGUAAAAUUAUUACAAAAAGACUAAAAUGACUCAAGAAGAAAAGUUUUCUAUGCAAGUGGCCGAAAAAUUGCUAUCUUACAAAAACGUGAAUUUUUCUUAUUUCUUCAAUAACUCUGAAGAGAAUGUUUCUAGCUCAUUGAACCAAAAUGAAUACGACGAAUACGGCUGUCCAUUUCCAGACCAUUACUAUAAGGAUUUGACCCAAAUCCCUGCAGUUUUGGCAACUAUCAUCGUCAUUUACGUCGUUGUCAUUGUCCUAGCAAUCUGUGGAAACAUGUUAGUGAUUUGGACGGUUUGGAAAAAUAACCAUAUGCACACAGUGACCAAUUAUUACAUUGUGAACUUGGCAGUAUCUGACUUGCUGGUUUCUGCGAUCGUAACUCCACUGAAAUUGCUGGAGUUUACGGCCCCGUGUCGCUGGAACAUAUUCCGGAGUGACGGAUUCUGUUCAUUUAUGUCGUAUUUUCAACCUGUUUUUGUCUUUACCAGUGUCCUCACGCUUGUCGCCAUCUCCAUAGAAAGGUACUAUGCCAUCGUCCAUCCCUUAUCCGCUAUGAAAGUAAACAGCAAGUCACGGACCAAAAGAAUAAUUGCAGCUACUUGGAUCAUUCCAGCCAUUUUGGCCACACCCUACUGUUUCAGUCGGUCAGACCCUUUCACAAUAAUCAGCGAGCUGGGAUCUAUUUCUAGAGAAACCUGCACUGAUCGCUUUGACGAACUGGACGGACAAACAGGGAACUUCCGAAGAAUCUUUUUCGUCAUUUUGUUCAUCGUUAUGUAUUUUAACCCACUGACUAUUAUUGUUGUCACAUGCACCAAAAUUGCUAUAUGUCUGACCAGGCCGUUUGUCGUGGGAAACUCAGCACCCUGUAAACAGGACCCCGCCGCUAGACGGCGCCACGAAGUAAAUAAAAGAAAGGUUGCCCGGAUGGUUAUAGUUGUGGCGAUCGCUUUCUUCGUUGCUUGGUCCCCGAUGUAUAUAGUCAGCGUUGUCUCUGUCCUCCAGCCGGAAAAUUUCCUCCAAAAAUCUAAUUUCGUUUUCACCAUGCUGAGUGCACAUUUAUUUGGAUUCAUAAACAGUUGUGUCAACCCCUUCAUUUACACAGUCAUGAGCGAAAAAUUCCGACAGAGUUUCAAACGUACAUUGUGUCGUAUUUUUUGUAAUUUUAUAUACUGCCGUCAGAAGAUUAUGAAAUACAGAAAUGGGAGCAUCAUUCAGCGAAGAUCAACAAAUGUGACUUCUGCGACAAGGAGUUUCAAUGAAGCAGAAGAUGAACCUCUUCACAAUAGUAGUUCCGAUAAUAGCCGAGGGACUACGAAUACAAGGUUUAAAGAAGGCCAAAGUAGCAAUAGUGAAAACGAAGAUGCGGGGAAGGUGAAUAAAAUAAGGACCCCUAACAAGGAGUCGAGAGUUAAGUUCUCAAGGAAUACUGAUUGUAUAUGUAUAUCGAAUGGACGUAUGGAAGAAAGUUCUAAGACUGAACCUGAUAUCAUAUUGGGUACAGGAGUCUUUGAGAUUCGAUCUGAUUCCAGCAAUGUAAAGGAUGUAUUCAAUAAUGAUACAUUUAAGAAUGAUACAGAGCACGGUUCUUCGUUAAAACGGCUCACGUUGUUGGAUUAGUACUAUGAAAACAUGCGUACACACGGCAUAUCGUAAAUUGAAUAUUUCUAUUUAUUUUUAAAAAUAUAGGGAGCGUGAUAUAAAAUUUAUCCUUUCAAACUCAUCUCAACCAGAUAAUUAAAUGGGCUUUUCUGAUCAAACCGUGUCUUUAUGUUAUGUCUACAUUAGGUGUAAAUUAAUAUUUUUAACUUCCUGACUACAAAGGUUAGUAUAGCUGGCCUAGUCACGAAAUGGCACAGUUCCUUAAUGUAGCUGCCAAUAUUUGUACGGAGCUCUCAGGAUAUCAGCUAAUCCAGUCUGACUUAGAAAAUGAAACUUUGAUGGUUUUGAAUGUUCAGUCAAUUUAUCCAGAUACACGAGUAACCCCUAAUCAAGCAGAGAUUCAUUUAAGAAUAUAGAACAAAUUGUUUAUUAUGCAGUCAUCACAACCAUGCUGAUGAUACUUGUGACUCAAAUGAGCAUUGUGGCACAGAAGCACUGUUUUCUGAUUUUAUUUAUUUAUUUGAAAGCUUUGUUGUGACAAAUAAAUAUUGAAACCAAACGCUGAA
Messenger RNA from Saccostrea echinata, 2313 nucleotides. Its product is annotated as QRFP-like peptide receptor. Gene Ontology annotation, biological process: G protein-coupled receptor signaling pathway. The transcript is spliced from 3 exons. Lineage: Eukaryota; Metazoa; Mollusca; Bivalvia; Ostreida; Ostreidae. The coding region runs from base 170 to 1765 and encodes 531 amino acids. The record is from RefSeq and is a predicted model, not a curated record. Gene Ontology annotation, molecular function: neuropeptide Y receptor activity. Gene Ontology annotation, cellular component: membrane.